AUGAUUGACAAUCUUUACUGGUCUACUGACACUCAGAAGGCUUUCCUCAGUGGUGUGCCUGGUUGUCUGGAACAUCAAUUUCUUCUAAUGGCAGCUCUCAAGGAUGCUAGGAAGCGGCAGAGAUCAAUUUGCUGUAGCUGGCUUGACUCUAAGAAUGCAUUUGGAAGUGUCCGUCACAAGCUUAUUGAUUUCACAAUCCAUUAUUAUCACGGUUCAUCUAAAAUUGUAUCUAUAGUGCAAGACCUAUAUUCCAAUCUGUAUGGUUCCGUGUUCGUGAACGACACUCUCACUAAAUCGUUUCCUUAUAGUAUUGGAGUCUUUCAAGACGAUCUAACGCUACUCUCAGACAGUUCAUCCUCUGGUCAGCAACAGUGUCAUUUGGUGCAGAAGUUUCUAGAUUGGUCAAAAAUUGAAGCAAGAGUAGUAAAAUGUAGCUCGCUCGCGUUCAGAAGCCGAUCAUCAUCUACCUUUUAUAACCCCAAGUUAAAACUCUGUGGGCAAGAUAUCUUAUUUGCUGGAGAUAAAAGUACAACUUUCCUGGGAUUACCAAUUAAUCUGUGUCUGUUCUCGUGUGAUAUUAAGUCGAGUAUACUGACUAAAUUGGAAGACCUGUGUGAGAGAGUUGAUGCUGCUCCUAUUUUGACAAAGAGCAAACUACAACUGUAUCGUAAUGGAAUUUUUCCUCGUCUGAGUUGGCUGUUGUCUGUGUGUGAUCUCCCACUUACUUGGAUUGAGCGUCAGGUUGAACCAAUUGCAAGACGGUACCUCAAGAAAUGGUGUCAUCUCGCCAGACCUGCUAAUGUAUGCCGAUUCUAUAUGCCUUUCAAGCUUGGCGGUUUGAAUCUCCCCUCGCUAUCUACAUUGUUCAAAAAAUGUCAAGUGUCUCGUUACCAUCAACUGUUAAAUUCCAAAGAUGCUCGUGUUCAAAACUUAGCAAUGUCUAAGGCUUUAGUUCUUGCUACGAACAAAACUCUGAAAUUCAACCCCUUCAUCUACGUAUUUCAAAAGCAAUUUAAGUCUUUAGAACCAUCACAUCCACAUGUAACAUUUGUCAGUUUGUGUAAAGCGAAACGACUAGUACAGAUUGUUGAUGAUCAGCGACGCUUGGAUCUCAUCAAAGCUUGUGUUGUACAAGGCUUGACACUGCGCUUGCAGGUGGAUGAUGACACUUGGAGUAAGACUGUACUGUCAUUCAAAGACAGAAUCCUGUCAUUCUGUCUAAACGCCAUUCAGAAUACUCUACCUCAUAAAUCAAACUUGCAACGUUGGCAGAAAUCUGAUUCUCUUGACUGUCCACUUUGUGAUUCAGCAAGCCGUCAUCAAACUCCCUAUUCAGAAAGAUGUGCAGAAUUGCCAUUAGCACAUCAUUUGCCAUUUGAUGUAGAAGAAAUGCAGACUCUUCUUCAUCCUGAGUGGAGUAAGCACUUUCUGUUACAAACGGAUGCUUCUGGUCUUGCUGUCGCCGCUAUUCUGGAUCAGGUCGACAACCACAACAAGGAAUGUUCGAUACGAUACCCGCCAGAAAGAGCUUUUGGCCGUUCUUUGGAGACAGAUCACGCUAGUCUUCAAUGGCUAAUGUCUGCUAAUUUUGAAGCAGGUCGUUUAACUCGCUGGGUUCUAAGACUUCAAGAAUCUGAUUCCACUAUCCGUCACCUGCCGGGCAAAGCCAACAAUAACGCUGAAGCUCUGUCUCGCCUACCGAACGACACAUUCGUGACACAGCCUUCUGACGUCCCUGUCCUCGCUGAUGGUCAAGACAUUAUUGCUCUGCGACUCUUGAUGAAAUCCGGCAACAACAGGAAACUAAUUCGAUUUACAUAA
Molecule: messenger RNA, 1821 nt
Organism: Corticium candelabrum
Lineage: Eukaryota; Metazoa; Porifera; Homoscleromorpha; Homosclerophorida; Plakinidae
Exons: 6
Coding region: 1-1821 (606 amino acids)
Source: RefSeq, a predicted model, not a curated record